Messenger RNA from Lagenorhynchus albirostris (white-beaked dolphin), 4564 nucleotides. It is a transcript of the gene RNASEL, whose product is annotated as ribonuclease L. The record is from RefSeq and is a predicted model, not a curated record. The transcript has 7 exons. Gene Ontology annotation, molecular function: ATP binding; protein binding; RNA nuclease activity. Gene Ontology annotation, biological process: protein phosphorylation; defense response to virus; negative regulation of viral genome replication. Bases 166 to 2370 code for a protein of 734 amino acids. Lineage: Eukaryota; Metazoa; Chordata; Mammalia; Artiodactyla; Delphinidae.
AGUAUUGUCCUUCCUGAUACUGGUGGUCUAUAGCCAGAUAAUUCUGAUUUACCCUGACAGGAUUUUCUAAGAGUUCCACGUCUCUUUGAUCAAAUCCCAAGGAGAGAAGUUUUUCAUUUUCUUGAAAAAAAGGCAAAAAAUUUGUAACCAGUGGUAUUUACCAUCAUGGAGACCAAGAGCCCUAACAAUCCUCAGGAAAGACCCACACCCUCUACUAAUGGGAGGGUUUCAGAGGAAGACAAUCAUUUGUUGAUUAAAGCUACUAAAGAAGAUGACAUUGAGCUGGUCCAGCAAUUGCUAAAAAAAGGGGCUGAUGUCAAUUUCCAGGAUGAAGAAUGGGGCUGGUCACCUUUGCAUAAUGCAGUACAAAGUGGCAACGAGGACAUUGUGGAUCUUCUGCUUAACUAUGGUGCUGAGCCUUGUCUGCGGAAGAGGAAUGGGGCCACUCCCUUCAUAGUUGCUGGCAUCACUGGAAAUGUGAAGGUGCUCAAACUUUUACUUCCGAAAGUAGCAGAUGUCAACGAGUGCGAUGUUCAUGGCUUCACAGCUUUCAUGGAAGCCUCUGCGUAUGGUAGAGUCGAAGCCUUAAGGUUCCUGUAUAACAAUGGAGCCAAGGUGAAUUUGCAUCGAAAGACAAAGCAGGAUCAAGAGAAGAUUAGGAAAGGAGGGGCCACUGCUCUCAUGGAUGCUGCUGAAGAAGGGCAUGUAGAUGUCGUGAGGAUCCUCCUUCACGAGAUGGGGGCAGAUGUCAAUGCCCGAGACAAUAUGGGCAGAAAUGCUUUGACCCAUGCUCUUCUGCACUCUGACAAUGAGAAGGUGAAGGCCAUUACUCGCCUUCUGCUGGACUGUAAGGUUGAUGUCAGUGUGAGGGGGGAAGGAAAGAAGACGCCCCUGAUCCUGGCAGUGGAAAAGAAGAACCUGGGUUUGGUACAGAUGCUUCUGGAACAAAAACAUAUAGAGAUCAAUGACACAGACAAUGAGGGCAAAACAGCACUGCAUCUUGCUAUUGAACUCAAGCUGAAGGAAAUCGCCCAGUUGCUGUGCCACAAAGGAGCCAGAACAGAUUGUGGAGACCUUCUUGCCAUGGCAAGGCGCAAUUAUGACCAUGACCUUGCAAAGUUUCUUCGCCAGCAUGGAGCCGUAGAAGAUUUUCACCCUCCUGCUCAAGACUGGAAGCCGCAGAGCUCACGUUGGGGGGAAGCCCUGAAACAUCUCCACGGGAUAUACCGCCCUAUGAUUGGCAAACUUAAGAUCUUUAUUGAUGAAGAAUAUAAAAUUGCUGACACUUCUGAAGGGGGCAUCUACCUGGGGUUCUAUGAAGACCAAGAGGUAGCUGUGAAGCUAUUCUAUGAAGGCAGCAUACAUGGACAAAAUGAAGUCUCCUCGUUGCAGAGCAACCGAAUCAACAGUAAUGUGGUGACAUUCUAUGGCAGUGAGAACUACAAGGGCUCUCUGUAUGUGUGCCUCGCCCUGUGUGAACACACACUGGAGGAGCACUUGGCCAACCACAGAGGGGAGGCUGUGCGAAAUAAGGAAGAUGAGUUUGCUCGAAAUGUCCUCUCGUCUCUAUUUAAGGCUGUUAAGGAACUACACCUGUCUGGAUACACUCACCAGGAUCUGCAGCCACAAAACAUGUUAAUAGAUUACAAGAAUGGCGCUUACCUGGCAGAUUUCGAUAAAAGCAUCAAGUGGACCGGAGAUCCACAGGAAAUCAAGAGAGAUCUAAAGGCCCUGGGACUGCUGGUCCUGUACGUGGUAAACCAGGGAGACAUUUCUUUUGAGAGGCUGAAGGAUCUAAGAAAUGGAGAGUUGAUUCAACUUUCUCCAGAUGAGGAAACUCGGGACCUCAUUCAUCACCUGUUCUCCCCUGGGGACAAUGUGAAGGACCAUCUGAGUGGCCUGCUGGGUCAUCCCUUCUUUUGGAGUUGGGCGAGCCGCUACAGGACCCUUAGGGAUGUGGGAAAUGAAUCUGACAUCAAAAUGAGAAAUACUAAGGGCAAGAUCCUCCAGCUUCUGCAACCUGGAACAUCUGAACUUUCCACAAGUUUUGCCCAGUGGACAACUAAGAUUGACAAAUUUGUGAUGGAAAAAAUGAAUGAGUUUUAUAAAAAAGGCAACGUUUAUCAGGACACCGUGGGUGACCUGCUGAAGUUCAUCCGGAAUUUGGGAGAGCACAUCAAUGAAAAAAAGAAUCGAGAAAAGAAGAAUAUUUAUUUUGAUGAAAGUCAUUCCUCCUUCUGUGUGGAAAAGGGCCAUCACAAGGGUCUUACAGUCAACAGUGGACAUGCCCUGCAGGAUGAAGUCAAAAAUUGGAGCACCUUCCCAGUAUUUUCAGGAGAAAUUUCCCGAUCUGGUCAUGUAUGUCUAUAGGAAACUACAGAACACAGAAUACACAAAGCAUUUUCCAAAAACUCACAGCUAAAUACGCCUAGGUGUGAUGGAGGUGGUGGUGGUGAGCAGGCUGGCCAGCCCUAGUGCCUUUUGAAUUCAGGGAAGUAUUUUUUUGCUGUGUAAUCCUGGGCGAGUCACAACUCUCUGGGCCUCUUGACAUUUUUUUUUUUUUUUGGCCGCACCACGUGGCAUGUGGGAUCUUAGUUCCCCCACCAGGGACUGAAGCCAUGCCCCCUGUAGUGGAAGCACGGAGUCCUAACCACUGGACCACCAGGGAAUUCCCUGAGCCUUUUGACUAACCUGGUUGCUUGUGAGCAAUGAAUUGGAUAGCUGAUGUGUCAGUUCCUGGUGCUGUGCUCAGCAUUCUCCACGUUUAUAACAAAAAAAAGCAUAUGCUCAAACUACUCUAGUCCUUUUUAAGGGUAAAGCUUAGUGGCAGGAGCUGGGAGAGCAUCCUGCUAAGAUUCCUCUUGUCAACUGCACCAAAGGAGUGAGUUCCUAAACCUCUAAUGUUUUAUGUUUUACAUCAAUUAUCUCAUGUAAUUCUCCCAACAACCUUGCAAGAUAAGAUUAAUAUCCCCUUUUAGGAACUGAAGAGCCUGAGAGACUCAGGGAAAUUGAACUACUUGCCCCAGAUUAUACAACUUGCACAGAGCGCAGUAUAAAUGGACGUGGUGUUAUUGUUACCUCUCACUCGGCACCUUAGAACUUAAUUACUAACUCAGAGCUCUUCUACAUGAGACCCAAAAGGUCAAAUGGGCUCUGGGUGGCUCAUUCAUUCAUUCAAUAUUUGUUGAGCACUAACUAGUAUAAGUCUAAGCACCAACUGUAUGAAAUGCGUUCCUUCUAGAAUCACCUGUGUUGGUUUUCUAUUAUGUCAAGGCUGUAUUUCUCAACUGUAGGCAAUCUUGCCCUUCAGGGGCCAUUGGGCAGUUAAAAUGUCUGUCAAAGCUGAGGGUGGGGGGUUGUACUGGCAUCUAGUAGAUAGAGGUCAAGGAUGCUGCUGAACAUUCUAUGAUAUGCACAGGAUAGCACCCCCGAAACACAGAAUUAUCCGGAAGAACAGAAUUAUCAGUGACACUGAGGUUGAGAAAUCCUGCCUUAGCGGGCUGGGCUACCUUUGAACUGGCUGGGAGCCCAGGACUGUGAACUGUGUGGCUCACCUCACAGAGGACUGACUUGAGUGUGAUGUCUUGCUUUUCGAUCUGCAGUGAGACAGUUCCAGUGUCACCCCCUCAGGAAGUCCUCUGAAUGCCCUCACUUUCCACACCCCUGUCUGAGUGUCCUCUCUGGCUUCCUAGCACCCAUGGCCACCCAAGAGCAUGUUUCUCUCCACCCAGAGCAUGAUUCUUCCCCACUGGAAUGAUAUAUAUGUAAUUGGCUCCUUAGGGCCCAUGAUAGAUAUAUUUUUUGAUGUGUAUCGUACAGCCUAGCAAAAUGUCUGCCACAUGGUAAUGACCAAUAAAUAUGCAUUAAAAAUGAACGAUCCCUCUUCAUACAUGAGUAAUAAUGCUAGGACAUAUUUUGAUGGUGUUUUAUAAGUUGUAAAUUACACCUGCAUAUUUUACUUCUUUUAGUUUUCAAAAUAAUCCUGUAAGAUAAGUGUUGUGAUCCUCAUUUUGCAGGUGAGGAAACUAAGGUUAGAGACGUGUUGAUUUACUCUAAUGCAUAGGAAGUGUCACUGUCUGUAUUUGAAAAGAUUUUCUGGCAUGAAGUCUGAUGUUCUUUCCAUUUAUCCUCACUGUGGUGGUGAAGAUGAAGCUUUGUAAUGAGAGGAGCUGGGAGAAAAAACAGUGUCUUAGGUUCUUUCUGAAAAGGAGAUGGUCUUGACUUCCCUGGUGGUCCCGUGGUUAAGGCUCUGCACUUCCAGCGCAGGGGGUGCGGGUUCGAUCCCUGGUUGGGGACUAAGAUACCAUAUGCCACAGGGCAUGGCCAAAAAUAAAUAAAUAAAUAGAAUUUAAAAAGGAGGUGGUCUAAGAAGGGUGCCACUGAAUGAAAUUAACAAGUACUGGAAGAAAAAAACUUAAGACUUUUCUUUAAGGUUUUAGGAGCAGCAAGGUUGCUUUAAGUUUUAAAAGUAAGAUUUGUUUUUCUGAUUUGUAGUGAGUACUCGGAUAUGACAAUCAAAUGCCCAUUUGUAAAGCAUAUUCAAUAAAACUUUGAAUUACCUGAA